UGGGGCUGGUAGUUAGCAGUGUUAGUGUGCUGAAUGCUAGCGAGGGAACUCGGGGCUGGGGCUGGUAGUUAGCAGUGUUAGUUUGCUGAAUGCUAGCGAGGUAACUCGGGGUGUGGGGCUGGUAGUUAGCUGUAUUGGCGGGCUGAAUGCUAGCGAGGGAACUCGGGGUGUGGGGCUGGUAAUUAUCUGUAUUGGCGGGCUGAAUGCUAGCGAGGGAACUCGGGGUGUGGGGCUGGUAGUUAGCUGUAUUGGCGGGCUGAAUGCUAGCGAGGGAACUCGGGGUGUGGGGCUGGUAGUUAGCAGUGUUAGUGUGCUGAAUGCUAGCGAGGGAACUCGGGGCUGGGGCUGGUAGUUAGCAGUGUUAGUUUGCUGAAUGCUAGCGAGGUAACUCGGGGUGUGGGGCUGGUAGUUAGCUGUAUUGGCGGGCUGAAUGCUAGCGAGGGAACUCGGGGUGUGGGGCUGGUAGUUAGCUGUAUUGGCGGGCUGAAUGCUAGCGAGGGAACUCGGGGUGUGGGGCUGGUAACUUAGUUAGCUGUGUCAGUGUGCCGAAUGCUAGCGAGGGAAAUCGGGAUGUGUAAUCAUUAACUUAAUCAUAAUUGUAAUGAUGUAGUUGUGUGUGCAGCAUCCCCUGGUAAAUCCCACAUCAAACCCCCCCAAAACCAGAACCACGGCAACCGGCGCCCAGCCCUACCAACCUGCUGGGGCCAAAACCUUUCAGAACAGUUGGCUUGGUGACAAAGUAUUAUAUCACUUUGUAAAAAGCAAAAAAUUUAACUGUGUAUUAACAUAUUGGCAUGUUUCAACAAAUAACGUUACUUGAAUGUUUGUGCAGAUCGUUAUAUCAAGAUGUGAAUAUACUUAAUGUUACAAACAUUUAUUUAUUACCAUAUUCAGGAGAGAUUUUGAACCCAAUUUUAUGCCAUAUCUCACAUGUGGUGGUUUUGCUGAUAAGACAGAGUGAUAAUUUAUUAGUAAAUGUUCACAACCUUGACUUUCUUCCCUGUAGGAUAUGCUAGCUAAAGUUGAGUAUGGAGGAAAACAAAAAUACAUCAAGAUUCCACAGUCUGAGGAAACCUUGGAAUACCAAAGAUUUCUUCAAGACAUUGCCACAAAAUUUGGUCUGCAACCUGAAAACCUGAAAGAAGAUCAGCUCGUCUUAACUGAUGAAUCAGGAACAGAAGUAGAUGAAGAUAUCUUCGAGGACCUUGUGAAGUCAGGUGUACUGAACUUCAAAUUUUCCUUUAGACAACCAGUUCUAGAUCUGGAAGUCCAAAUUGUUAGUCAGGAAUCAUCUUCUUCUGUAGUGUCAGACACUCCAUUAUCCCCAUUGUCAUCCAGUUCAUCCGACUCCACAGUCAUCCUUGAAUCAACAAAGAGAAGGAGGGUAGCAGAAUUGAUGGAUCGGGAUCAAGCAAAACAUAUGGUUGAAGAUGUCCUCAAGGCCAAUCCAAAGGGUGAAGAAAUCUUCAUGGAGUAUAACAAGACCAAAACUCUUACAGAUGGAAAACGGAAACAAAUGGUGAACAUCCUGGUGGCUGAUAUGAUCGAGACACAUGGGAGGAUUCCACCAUCAAGUGCACGAACUAAUUAUGCGCUGGGAAUUGUGACUCUGUUUCCAUACCUCCAAGAUCCAUACUCUGAAAAUGGAUAUGAACACUACUACGAUCCUGUGGGUAACACUGGCUACCUAGCAUGGAGGAUUAAGACUGUUCAGCGGAACUCCUCUGUUGGCUCCCAGAGUUAUUCAAGGCCAUCUUAUCAAGAUAGUCCAAGAAGCAGACGAGAAGCUCUACCAGAUGUUGAACAGCUGUUUGGUGAUGAGUGCAGGGAGGCUUUAUCUACAAUGAGGCACUCAACAGAUGAAUCUGUGGUCAAAGAGAGAAUGAGGGCAACUUUCCAGUAUAGACAAAAGCUGGUUCGUGAUAAAGAUGCGUCAAUGUCUGUUCUGGACAACUUUCCUCGUUUCCUUGACAUUCCUGGAUUGAUUGACCAGGACUUUGCCAUGAUGUUUGGAGAUGAGGUGUCCAGUAGGUUUCUAGCGAAGUGGCCUACUUUUUUCAAGCCCAGAGUCAUAAGCGACUGCAGGACACUCGCCCCAAAUCAGUAUGCUGAGGAACUGCUGUCAGCAAUUGAACCCCAACCUGAGGAUAUCUAUGGUUGGGACAGUGACAUGUCAGCAAUUCUCCUGCUUCUACAUCUACUUCCCCCAACUGCGAGAGGCCAGAAAAAAAACAGCGAAGAUCAGUUCAGCCCAGGCAGCUAACCAUCUUGUGCGAUACAUUCCAGAAGGAGCCAGUCUCACUACCUUCCUUGAAAGAGCUGAAACGAAACAGCCCUUCCUCCUCUGCAUUGGUGAGCAAAAGAACAAAAUCUUAAAGUUCUACAUCAUCAUUGACCAGAAGGCUGUUCCAUGCAAGGCUCAGACAUCGGUGGCUGCUUUUGAUGAGCUAUUUAAAGCUCACUAUGUCUUCAGUCUCUCCUAUGAUGAAGCUCUGAGCAAUUUUUAUACAUUUGUGCAGACCACAGUGUAUAAUAUUGAUAUUGGAGUUACCAAGGAGAGCCCUCGGGUUAAGGAGCUUAGAGCAAGACUGCUACAGCACAACAUCUGAACAGUUUGUUGGAAUUGCCAAGGAGAUCCCCUGUGUUCAGGAACUUGGAGCAGCAAGACUGCUUCAACAUAACAGCUGAACAAACAGUUUGUUGAAAAUGUUCACAUGUUUUGUUUGUAAAGUGCACCACCGUAGUUGUUUGCUCCUUUGUCAGCAUUUGAAAUUUCACCAUGGCUUAUAUCCUGGCAAAAGUUUACGUUUGAAAUGUGGAGAGCGAGGAUGUUCUUUAUCAUUUUGUACUUACAGUGGUUUUAGGAAGCACCUGAACAAUAUACAUAGGGACACCACCCUUCCCCACGUGGACACUACCCAGGAUUUCACUACACAAAGUGAAGAUGAGGUGCAGUUUUCAAGUAAUCAACCACAAAGUUCAACUUCUGUUGCUAUUUCGGAAGCAUUUCAUGUACAUUCACAGAGUUCUGAUGGUACGUCCCAGCUGUCAUCUAUGUGUGGUUCAAUUGUUGCACAUUUACAAGCAGCAGGUAUUUGUGAAAGCACUGUUCAAACAAUUGUUAGCUCAAUGGAAGAAGUUGUUAAUGACAUUCACAACCAAACACGAGAGGCAGUUCGUAAAACCUUUUCUCCUGAAGAAACAAAUUCAGAUGUUUUAAAAACGAAAAUAGAGCACUGUUUUGAUCAACUUGAUAACCCUUUUUCUGCAUUGAACACAGAGGCUAAGAGACAAAAACAUUUUAAUGAAAGAUGGGAAAUAGUUCAACCUGAAGAACAUGUCCUUGGGGUACGAAUGGAUGUACGAAGAGAUAGAACUACAGGAAUAUACAGUGAGUUCCCUGUAACAGACAAGUAUAUGUAUGUGCCAAUUCUUGGUACUCUCAAAUCCAUUUUCAAAAAUGAGGAAAUAAGAAAAAGCUUUUUGCAAGAAAAAUUGAGUGAAAAGGGCAUUUACAAAGACAUUAAUGAUGGUUCGUAUUUCCAUAAUCAUUCCCUGUUCUCACAAGAGAGGCAUGCUUUACAGAUUUUGCUCUAUUAUGACGAUUUUGAAACCGCCAACCCUUUAGGUUCCAAGAAGGGGGUACACAAAAUAGGUGGUGUCUAUUUUACUCUGAAAAAUCUACCACCUAAAUGUAACUCUGUGCUAAUGAAUAUACAUCUUGCAACUCUUUUUUACAGUAGCGACCUGAAGACAUAUGGUUUUGAUGAAAUAUUGAAGCCUCUUAUUGAUGAUCUAAAAAUUUUGGAAACCCAAGGAAUACACCUUCCUUAUUUUGAAAAACCAUUGUUUGGCUCAGUAAUUCAAAUUACAGGAGAUAACCUUGCAUUAAAUGGCUUGUUAGGUUUUGUGGAAUCAUUCAGUGGAACACAUUUCUGUAGGUUUUGUUUGACUUGUAAGGAGGAUAUACAGUCUGUAUUUACUGAGGAUGAUCCUGGUGUAAUUUUCCGUUCAAAAGAACUUCACACUGAACAUUGUAAGGUACUUAGUGAAAAUCCUGCUCAACAUUCAGUAAGUGGUGUUAAAAAGAAUUGUGCAUUCAAUUCUCUACAGUAUUUCCAUAGCUCUGACAACUAUGCUGUUGACAUAAUGCACGAUUUGUUAGAGGGUGUCGUACAGUAUGAACUUAAGCUGCUUUUUCUUUACCUUAUUAAACAGGGUUAUGUUUCUGUGAACACAUUGUCUGACAGGAUACAAAGCUUUAAUUAUGGUUACCCAGAACGCAAAAACAAACCAAGUGGCUUACAAUUGGAUGACAAUAGCAAACACCUAGGUUUGAAUGCUGUACAGUCAUGGUGUGUUCUACGCAACACACCCCUUAUAUUUGGUGAUGUAAUUGAAAGGGGUAACAGUCACUGGAAACUACUUCUCCUUUUAAUACAGAUAGUCAACAUAGUGUUCUCCCCAAUCAUUACUGAUGGCAUGAUUUGUUACUUGAAACAUUUGAUCUGUGAUCACCAUAAUAUGUUCAAAUUACUGUAUCCUGAUAGGAAAUUGAUUCCGAAACACCACCUGAUGAUACACUAUCCACGGUGUAUUAAACAAAUUGGCCCUCUUCUACAUAUUUGGUGUAUGAGGUUUGAGGCUAAACACCGUGUUUUUAAAAGAUCUCAAAAAAAUUUCAAAAAUCUCAUAAAAUCUUUAGUAAAGCAGCAUCAGCGUCAAAUGGCAUGUCAGUAUGAGAACUAUAACUUCAAAAGAUUUGAGUUUGGUCCUACAAGAACACAAGCACUCUCUAGCUUAGAGGGUGGAGAAGUACUUAGACAGACAUUACAGUUGGAGGCAUUUUCUGUUGUUUCAACUACUAACUGGGUCAGAAAUUUUGGUACUGAGUAUGAGGUUGGUUUGUUCAUUUGCACUGGAUCAUAUGACCUUCCAGAGUUCAAAAAAAUCUGUUGUAUAAUAAUACAUGAAGAACAUGCAUUCAUACUAGCUGGUAGUACAAACACACUGUACUUUGAUGAACACUUUAAUGGAUACUCUAUUGAGGAGAGCUGUGAUGUUUUUUCUGUUGUUUGUAUAGACCAGCUUACUUAUUUCAGGCCUUUUGAUAAGCAGUAUUCCAAUGAAGAUGGUAGCAGGGCUUUCAUUGUACCAUAUUGUUAUAUGGUGGAAACAUGUUUUUGAAUGUUUUUUUGAAAGUGGUGCACAUGUUCAAAAAUAAAUGUUAAACAUGUCAAACAA
Astyanax mexicanus (Mexican tetra) is the source of this 5244-nucleotide messenger RNA. RefSeq lists its product as uncharacterized. The transcript is spliced from 10 exons. The record is from RefSeq and is a predicted model, not a curated record. The coding region runs from base 1010 to 2263 and encodes 417 amino acids. NCBI's taxonomy places the organism in Eukaryota, Metazoa, Chordata, Actinopteri, Characiformes, Acestrorhamphidae.